AUGGUCGGUCUGGCAGCUUACUACACUCCUCUACCCGUCGACGUAGCCCUCAGCGAGCACUCACGCAAGUUCUACGAUGGAACGUACAAAUGGGAUUCAGAAGGCUUCACCGAUGACGCCGGAGUCUAUCGCGAAUUCGACUGCUACGACCCUAAUGCUCGUGCUCCCACACCCUUGCCACCGCUGUGCUUGAGCGACGACGAUGAAGAGGCCGGUACUGUGGAAGAGAAGAUCCAAGAUGGAGAACACGAAACCGAGAGAAUGGAAGAGGACUCCGAAAUCUUCACGUUCGCAUCAAAUGUCAAGAGCGCAGGUGGCGUUAUCACUCUACGACGUGAUGAGCUAUUUCGUGAUCAUGCUGAUAGAGAGUAUCUCAUUGGAAAAAUGGAGAGUGCGUUGAUCGAAAGCAGAUCAAAGAAGGUACACUUGACUCUGGAAGAGUGCUGCCGCGCGUGCGGUAUACCCGAACACCUCAAUCCCGUUGAAAAGUCGCCAACAAAACUGAAGAUCAAAUUCGUCACGCCUUUGAAACCAACCAAACCGGACCCACGCAUGUUCUUCUCACCUUCGGAGUUGUCGGACUGUCCUUCGGACAUAUCAGAGUGGGAUGUCGGCAAACCCGUGUUAAAGGCGAGAACUUUUGCGAACCUAGUUAUCGACGAAAAGCUCGAACAAGGCACCGAUGAGGAAUCACCACAGAAGCCUACAACCCGCGGCGUCGCACAGAAAGUCAAGAGACAGAAGUCGGCGGCCAGGCCAAUCAAGGCGUCGCCUACGAUUGAGUCAUUACAAACUGGCAGUUAUAUAAGAGGUACUGGGGAGGCAUCAAGGCGUCGGUCUACGAGACUUAGUAGCUCUCAAGGUGGCAAGUAG
Alternaria infectoria is the source of this 873-nucleotide messenger RNA. RefSeq lists its product as uncharacterized. Bases 1 to 873 code for a protein of 290 amino acids. NCBI's taxonomy places the organism in Eukaryota, Fungi, Ascomycota, Dothideomycetes, Pleosporales, Pleosporaceae. The transcript is spliced from 4 exons. The record is from RefSeq and is a predicted model, not a curated record.